Molecule: messenger RNA, 2455 nt
Organism: Leptidea sinapis
Lineage: Eukaryota; Metazoa; Arthropoda; Insecta; Lepidoptera; Pieridae
Product: zinc finger protein 391-like
Exons: 6
Coding region: 577-1803 (408 amino acids)
Biological process (GO): regulation of transcription by RNA polymerase II
Cellular component (GO): nucleus
Molecular function (GO): RNA polymerase II cis-regulatory region sequence-specific DNA binding; DNA-binding transcription factor activity, RNA polymerase II-specific; zinc ion binding
Source: RefSeq, a predicted model, not a curated record
AAAAGUUAUGCAAAUUACACUGGAUUUGACUUUAAGAAAAGGGGAAAAUUAUUAGAGACUAUAUUACUGGAUUUGGACUUACUAAAAGGAAAAUAUGGAAAAUAUUCUUUAGAGAAUUAUACAUUAACGGAAAUGGUAAAAUAACUGAUGACUUUAAGACUGGAUUGGAUUUGAUGAAAGAAACUACUAUAAAUAUUCGCUAUCGAAUAUACAUAAUUGGAAAAGGAAAAUGGAAAUAAUGUAAGAUGAAAUGAGAAAACUGGAUUGGACUUUUUGUAAAACAAAAUAGUGAAAAUAAUAAAUACCAAAGAAAUGAAAAUACUAACGACAAGGCAGUAAGGCCCCUGGCUAUAGCCUGUUCGAAAGAACGAAUUAAUAUUAAAAAAAAAAAAAAUAAACAAUAAUAUUUAUACUUUUACUUUAUUUAAAUUCUAAUACAUACUGUUGUCUAUUUUAAUAUUUUGUAGAGAUAAGGGACUGAAAUCUUACUAGAAUAAUAAGAAGUUUUUUAAUUAAUUUUAAACUGUUGCCUUGAUGAGGUAAAGUAAUCUCAUCAAGGCUUUUUUAUAAUUGAAUAUGGAUCUCUCGACCCUGUGCAGAAGUUGUAUGAAAGAAGUUGCUUCAUGGGAGAAAGAAAACUUUAACAAUCGUGCCGUGGAAAUGUUUAGUUUUUGCACGAAUAUCAAGGUUACAGAUGAUGAAAAGUUGCCACAGCAGUUCUGUUAUGAUUGCACGAUCAAAAUAGAAUCAUCCUACACAUUUAUUAAAGAAGCCAAGAAUGUUGAUGUUACAUUGAAAAAUCUUAUUCUAAGAUCAAACGCAAGUGUCAUUGUUCAACCAGAAAAUAAAAUAGAAUCAACACAUAAAGUGCAAUCUGUUAAGUUAACACUACCUGAUUAUAAAUUAAGUAUUGGCACCAUUAACUUUUCUACUCAAGAUGUAAUAAAUGGGGAUGGUGUGCAAAAUACCAAUAAUAUAGUCUAUAACCCUGGUAGUACACAAGCUAAUGUAGAACCUACAAUUUUGGAGAAAAUAUUAAAUAAAUCUGAAGAGGCAAAAGUUGCAACAGAGACAAAUAAAAAAAAUAUGUGUCAAAUUUGCCAAAAGAGUUUUAUAUCGAAGGUAUGGUUUACUAAGCAUAUGGAGAAAGAACAUUCUGGACAUAAGUUUUUAUGUACUGUUUGUUGUAAAUCAUUUAAAAAGCAAUGUCAAUUGAAGUAUCAUGUUAUAACUCAUUCUGAAGAACGCAACUUUGCUUGUAGUACAUGUGGCAAACGAUAUAAAAGACGUAAACAGUUGGCAACACAUACAAGAACACACUCAGAUGUGAGACCAUAUGCUUGUGAUAAAUGCUCGCUAAGGUUUAAACUGAAAAGUAUUUUGAAAUGUCAUAUGAAAGUACAUGAAGAUGUGAAACAAUACCUGUGUUCUUACUGUGGAUGGAGUUUCUCCCAAGCAUGCAACUUGGUGGUACACAUGCGUCGCCACACAGGCGCGAAGCCGCACGCGUGCUCGCAAUGCGCCUUCCGUGCGGCGUCUGUUAGCUCGCUGCGGCGCCACCAGCGGCGACACACCGGCGCGGCGCCGCACCUCUGCUCGCACUGCCCCCGCGCCUUUAGAGACUCUGCUGCGCUGGCGCGUCAUGUUCGCACACACACGGGCGAGCUACCGUACAAGUGUCCGGAAUGCUCGCGAGCGUUCGCUGACAGUUGGAAGCGUAAGACGCACAUGAUGCGCGCGCACCGAGUGCCCUUGCACGAUAUACCGCGCAUGCGCGCAGACGGACGCACCAUUGCCACUUGACUCAACAGGCCUCUUUUAAUGUUCGUAAGAAUUCGAUAAAAUUGCUCUGAACAUUGUGGGUAUAAAGAUAUGAAUAUUUUACAGUAUAUUUCCGUGGCUGUCACGGAAAAGUCAGCGCUGUAUUUUCUUAGUGCACAAUCAAAAAACUCUAAGUGAUUACCAGUGGGAGGCUCCUGCGCAGGAUGCCGGCUAGAUUAUCGGUACCACAACGGCGCCUAUUUCUGCCGUGAAGCAGUAAUGUGUAAGCAUUACUGUGUUUCGGUCUGAAGGGCGCCGUAGCUAAAGAAAUUACUGGGCAAAUGAGACUUAACAUCUUAUGUCUCAAGGUGACAAGCGCAGGUGUAGACUCAGAAUUUUGGCUCUUUCAAGGAUCCUGGGCGGCACUGCAUUGUAAUGGGCAGGGUGUAUUAAUUAUCAUCAGCUGAACGUUCGGCUCGUCUCGACCUCAAAAACUCAGAAAAGGUGUCCUUAUUUAUAGAGUUGCUCCAUAAGUUUUUUUUUAACAUUUGUCAAAUAUCAUUGUAGUCACAGAUUAAAAAACUGUAUUCCAUUAUUCUGACAAGACACUGACGUGUCAGACUGAGAUUUAGUAUGUGGACUAUGUUAUUUCAUAUAAAUUAAUAUAUAUUGGUAAAUAAAAAAUUACAAAUUA